AUGGAGGAGACCCGGGCCCAAACAUCCGGAUGCCCCCCCGAGCACGAGAGUCCCAGGAGAACCACCGCAGGGACAACCGCGGCCCCCACCCAGAAAAGGGCAGAGGAGGGCCCGGAGGGGGAUCAUCCGGCAGCCACAAUGCAGACGUCCCAGGGGGGCGUGGCGGCAAGCCCGCAGGUUCCGCCGGCAGCCGGCCACACCAGAGCAGACCGGCCCUGGGCCCGGCGAUCCAAGGGCCCCCCACCCCCUAGCCGGGGCCCAGCAAAGCCAGGGGGGCCAGGCCCCGCCAAGCAACCGCCGAGAUCGGGCCAGCGCUCACCCGAGCAUCCCGCCCCGGAGCGAGAAACCACCAACGCACCGGCGGCCGGGGGCAUCCUCCACCGGCAGGGCGUGGUGGGGGGGCCUGAGAUGAUGAACAUACAAAAAUGGACACAGUACCCACAAUCACACUCCCCAUUUGUACUCUAUACUCCUGGAUCCAGGCACCACUACCCCCAGAGGGGCAAUCAGCGCCAGACCCCGGAGCUGAACCCUCUUCACUCUGGCGUGGAGACAGGAAGACCACCCCGGUACCCCGCAGCAGCAGAGAAGACCACCAGCCCAGACCCCGACCGGAUGGCCAGCUCGUCCUCACAGCCCCCAGCCCCGGACAAAGAACAGAGAACAGGGGUGGCCACAAGGAGACAGAGGAGUACCACCUCCCCUGCAUCCCAGCAACACACCCGCACCCCAAAACCCUACCUGUAUGUUGGUGUGAUGGAGCGGGAGAAGGGAAGCAUUAGGGAUGGGGAGGAAAUCAUUGGAGGGGGCAAAGUACCCCCCCUGGAGCCAGCUCCCCCGCUGACCCCCAUAGGCACCCCCGUUGCCCCAAAUCUGCCCAGGGCAGGGGGCCCAGGCCCAUCCAGACCGGGGCCCAGGCCCAUCCAGACCGGGGCCCAGGCCCAUCCAGACCGGGGCCCACGGCAGCCCGGGGCGGCCCACCGGACCCCACAGCAGAGGAAAACUACCCCCACCCCAUCAUUCAGUCAACUCCCAGACUACAGAAGACAAUAG
Labeo rohita (rohu) is the source of this 1053-nucleotide messenger RNA. Its product is annotated as basic salivary proline-rich protein 1-like. NCBI's taxonomy places the organism in Eukaryota, Metazoa, Chordata, Actinopteri, Cypriniformes, Cyprinidae. The transcript has 3 exons. The record is from RefSeq and is a predicted model, not a curated record. The coding region runs from base 1 to 1053 and encodes 350 amino acids.